GGGAGCUUGUGGCUGCGCUUUGGCUGAGCGCUCGGCCCUGCGCAGACACGGUCUUUCGGACGAGCCGUUCUCGAGCCGAGGACCAUGAACCGCAGCCGGCAGGUGACGUGUGUGUCGUGGGUCCGCAGCGGCGUGGCCAAGGAGACGCCAGACAAGGUCGAACUAAGUAAAGAAGAAGUAAAACGCCUCAUCAACGAAGCCAAGGAGAAGCUGCAGGAAGAAGGUGACAGUGAUGAAGAGGAGACCGGCGAGCCUUCAGAGGACAGCGUGCAGAGUGGGCGCACCCAGGCUCCGCCCAGGGAACCCCCUGAGGAUGGUGACCCAGAGGCUGACAGACUGCUGGCCGAUGACGAGCUGGCUGAGUACGACUUAGACAGAUACGAUGAGGACAGCGACCCAGAGGCUGAGACGCUGGGUGCAUCUCUCCUGGGCCUGACCGUCUAUGGGAGCAACGACCAGGACCCGUAUGUUACUCUGAAAGACACGGAGCAGUAUGAGCAGGACGAUUUCCUGAUCAAGCCCAGUGAUAACCUCAUCGUCUGUGGGAGAGCUGAACAGGACCAGUGCAAUUUAGAGGUGCACGUCUACAAUCAAGAAGAAGACUCGUUUUAUGUCCACCAUGAUAUCAUCUUGUCUGCGUAUCCUCUGAGUGUGGAGUGGCUGAAUUUUGAUCCUAGCCCAGAUGAUGCUACUGGAAACUACAUCGCUGUGGGAAGCAUGAACCCCGUGAUUGAAGUGUGGGACCUCGAUAUUGUGGACUCGCUAGAGCCGAUCUUCACACUUGGAAGUAAGCGAUCCAAAAAGAAGAAGAAAGGAAAGAAGGUGUCCUCGGCAGAAGGCCACACCGAUGCCGUCCUUGACCUGUCCUGGAACAAGCUCGUCAGGAAUGUGCUGGCCAGUGCGUCAGCAGACAACACCGUGAUCCUGUGGGACAUGGCUGUGGGGAAGCCAGCAGCCAGCCUGGCAGUGCACACAGACAAGGUGCAGACCCUGCAGUUCCACCCCUUUGAAGCUCAGACCCUGAUUUCUGGAUCCUACGAUAAGUCCGUGGCCCUGUAUGACUGCCGCAGUCCAGAUGAGAGCCACCGCGUGUGGCGCUUCAGCGGGCAGGUGGAGCGGGUGACCUGGAAUCACUUUUCACCGUAUCACUUUCUGGUCAGCACGGAGGACGGCUUUGUGUACAACCUGGAUGCGCGUUGCGACAAGCCUGUCUUCACCCUGAACGCUCACAGUGCUGAGAUCUCAGGGCUGGAGCUGAGCAGUCAGGUCAAGGGCUGCCUGGUGACUUCUUCAGCCGACAAGCACGUGAAGAUUUGGGACAUCCUGGGGGACAGGCCCAGUCUGGUCCACUCGAGGGACAUGAAAAUGGGUGUGCUCUUCUGUGCUGCCUGCUGCCCUGAGCUGCCGUUCAUGUACGCCUUCGGAGGCCAGAAGGAGGGGCUCCGGGUCUGGGACAUCAGUACAGUCUCCUCAGUGAAUGAAGCAUUUGGAAGACGCGAGAGGCUUGUGCUCGGCAGCCCAAAAAGUUCCUCCAUCAGCAGCCCGCUGGGGAGCAGGAGCUCAGACCCGCCCAUGGAGGCUUAGCAUCAAGCGGAUCCCUUCCUGGUUUCUGGACUUCAACCCCGGGCCUUAGGACGCUGGCCCACAAAAGUUCUCUGUGCAGCUGCAUGAAGUGGGGUAGUGACCAAGGGGGGAAGACCCCUCCUGUCUGCCGGACACCCCCCUCGGUGAGGGCAGGCCAGCCACACCCCUCAAGCCCGGCUUCCUGUUUGCCAUUUAAACACACGGUGUACAGAGCACCCGCUGUGGUGGCCAGGACUAAUAAAAAGGGUUUGAAGCAGUCA
Echinops telfairi (small Madagascar hedgehog) is the source of this 1844-nucleotide messenger RNA. It is a transcript of the gene PWP1, whose product is annotated as PWP1 homolog, endonuclein. The transcript has 15 exons. Gene Ontology annotation, molecular function: protein binding. The coding region runs from base 85 to 1584 and encodes 499 amino acids. Gene Ontology annotation, biological process: rRNA processing. Gene Ontology annotation, cellular component: nucleus. Lineage: Eukaryota; Metazoa; Chordata; Mammalia; Afrosoricida; Tenrecidae. The record is from RefSeq and is a predicted model, not a curated record.